This is a messenger RNA of Exophiala dermatitidis NIH/UT8656, 2732 nucleotides long. RefSeq lists its product as uncharacterized. The record is from RefSeq and is a predicted model, not a curated record. The transcript is spliced from 3 exons. Gene Ontology annotation, biological process: chloride transmembrane transport. The coding region runs from base 175 to 2394 and encodes 739 amino acids. Gene Ontology annotation, molecular function: chloride channel activity. Lineage: Eukaryota; Fungi; Ascomycota; Eurotiomycetes; Chaetothyriales; Herpotrichiellaceae. Gene Ontology annotation, cellular component: cortical endoplasmic reticulum.
AUCAUCUCGUGCUUGACAGUUCCCAGUUUCAACUUGGUAUCGGUCUUUGAUGGAAGCACCCUUCAAGUUCCUCUGCAGAGCUUUUCCUCUCUGUUCGACCUACUCCUGGUCGGUUGCUGUCUAUACUCUUCGAGGCUCCAAUUGCUCUACCUGACCCUUCCACUUGCGGACAGUAUGGCGUCGAAAGUGUUGCAGACAAACUACGACGUGGACUAUGUCAUCAGUUACCGGGUGCCAGAAGAUGACAAGCAGGCGGCCACGGCUCAGUUCAAGAAGCUCAUUCGCGCCCUCGCCGAGACGGGAUUGACUACAGAAGUCCGCCGAGGCGAUGAAACAUCCCUAUUGAUAUUUAUAAAAGUUUCCGAUGAGAAGAUCUUUGCGAAUGUGGUGUACAGGUCGCGUAUCAAAGACUGGCUAUACGGCGUCCGACAUGUCCAGCCUCCCAAUGAUCCCGCCAAAGUCCUCAGCUCGGAACCCUUGACCGAUGCCGAACGACACAGACACAUUUACCACAUGAUAUCUGCUCCACGAGAGGAAGGAGGAGCCGGAAUCACCGCGAAGCUUGGUGAAUGGAAGAAUGUGGAGGCUAUAUUCCCCUUGCACGAUCAUGUGCAGAAUAAGAAGUGGUUGACGGAGUUCACUCGCAAGACCUUUUUGAACCCAGAGGACAUUGACGAAAUCAAAGACACAGUCGGGGAGAAGAUUGGAUAUUACUACGCCUUCCUUCAGACCUACUUUACCUUCUUGGUAUUUCCUGCAGCAUUUGGGUUUUCCUGCUGGGUGUUGCUGGGAAAUUUCUCGGCCACAUACGCCGUGGUCAAUGGGCUGUGGUGUAUUGUGUUUGUUGAGUAUUGGAAGCGCCAGGAGCAAGAACUGGCUAUCCGAUGGGGUGUCAAGAAUGUUUCCACCAUCGAGGCCAGGCGGAGGGAAUUCGUGCCCGAGAAAGUCACCACAGACCCAGUGACAGGGGAAAAGGUGGAAUAUUUCCCGGCAAAGAAGCGGAUUCUAAGGCAACUACUUCAGAUCCCACUGGCAAUCCUCUGCGUGGUGGCUCUUGGGACGGUCAUUUGCACCUGCUACGCGAUCGAAAUCUUCAUCUCAGAAGUGUAUGGAGGUCCGCUCAAGUCGAUCCUCGUGUUCACACCGACCAUAAUCCUCACGCUGGCAGUUCCGGCCAUCAGCAACUAUCUGACCCAGUUUGCCGAAAAGCUGACGUUCUAUGAGAACUACGAAACCCAGGAAGCACACGACAGGGCCGUGAUCUCUAAAGUCUUUGUCAUCAACUUCAUCACUUCAUACCUGGCAAUCUUCCUGACCUCGUUUGUGUAUGUGCCAUUCGCCUCGAUCCUAGUACCGUACCUGGAUAUCUUCAGCCUGACGGUGCGGCCAUUCGCGGAGAACGAGCACCAGUUGCAGACACCCCCGCCGGCUGCGUUCACCAUCAACCCCAAUCGACUGAGAAAUCAAAUGAUCUACUUCGCCGUGACUGCCCAGAUUGUCAACUUUGCUUUGGAGACCGUGAUGCCUGUCAUCACUCAAAAAGGGACCAAGAAAUAUAAGGAGAUGCAAUCCUCUCGAGCUGAAAAGGCUGGCGGAACAACACCGUCGGUGUCGGCCAACGACCCUCCUGAGGAGAAGGAGUUCCUCGCCCGAGUGCGCGAAGAGGCUGCACUGCCUGAAUACGAUGUCACAUCGGAUCUGCGGGAGAUGUGCAUCCAAUAUGGGUAUUUGUCCAUGUUCUCGGUCAUCUGGCCCCUAACACCGGUGUCUUACUUUAUCAACAACUGGGUCGAGCUGCGCGGCGACACAUUCAAGUUGACAGUCGAGUGCCGACGUCCGAACCCUGUGCGAGCCGACAGUAUCGGACCGUGGCUUGACAGCCUUGAAUUUCUGGCAUGGCUCGGCAGCAUCACCACCGCCGCCUUGGUGUACAUGUUCAGUGGUGGCAAUGGACCCGACGGCAAGCCACAUGCUCUCAAACUCUGGGCUCUCCUCCUAAGCGUCUUUCUUAGCGAGCACACUUUCCUCGUCGUCCGGCUUCUGAUACGCUCAGCAAUCAGCAAGCUCGACAGCAAGGCCAUGCGCAAGGAGCGCAGCGAACGGUUCAUGGUGCGCAAGAAGUUUUUGGAAGAAGCCGGCCUCGCGGACGCCAUCAAGCCGCUCACUUCGGCGCCCAACAGCGUGUUGCACGAUGAGUCUGGGUCUCAAGCAUUCUCUGAGAAGAUCACUCGCGAGAGUCUUGAGGAGGAUGCCCGACGCGACAGUCUGUCGUCGACUACCCCGACCGAUCGUUUCUGGAAUCAUCAGCGCAGCUGGGCUGAGACCGAGAAGGUCGGCGUUGCUCUGAUCGAUUUGAUGGACGUGAAGUCGGCCAAGACGAAGAAGGAGCUGUAAAUCCCAACUGUGGAAGUGUGACUGCCGAUGGAAGUGUGACGAGACUGGCGCCGAGUAGCUUUUGCUCACUUUGGACCAACUGAACAGCUACAGCAUAAUGAAGGGUGUGGAGCUAGGCCCGGUCCAAAAUGUUCCGAAAUACUUGCCACCCCAUGCUAUCAGUCUAAGUAAUGUUUGGAGAGUGUCGUUGUCUGCUGGCACGCUGAUCAUGGACAAAACAAGCUUACGGUGUUGUAUGUGAUAGAUAUAGUACUACUUAGGUAGCAAUCAAUCAUGGAGAAAAGGCGAAAAUAUUCCAGUUCCCUCCAGUAUAUCAAUUCGUCAGUAGACGCUUGAUG